This is a messenger RNA of Spodoptera frugiperda (fall armyworm), 3382 nucleotides long. RefSeq lists its product as uncharacterized. The transcript has 9 exons. The record is from RefSeq and is a predicted model, not a curated record. Bases 2361 to 3203 code for a protein of 280 amino acids. Lineage: Eukaryota; Metazoa; Arthropoda; Insecta; Lepidoptera; Noctuidae.
ACAGUCUAUAUAACAGUCUUUCAUUUUGUAGUUAGGAUAACUAAUCUAUCCUAACUAAUAACUAAACACGAUAAAUCGUGUAAACAUAAUUACUAUUAAAAUCAAUAAAAAACAACUAAACAAACCUCUUAGUAAAACAAAAUAAAUAUAAGUACAAACAAAAGCAAACUUCUGGCUAAAAUUAAAAGUGUGAACAAAAACAAAUUUCUUGGUAUAACAAAAUAAAAUAUAAGUUUAAACAAAUAUAAACGUUUUCUUCUUUUAAAAAUAAUCUAAAAAAUAAACGUAAUAAUAAAUAAAUAUUUAUAACAAUGGAUUGGAACAUUUUAAUAGUUAUAGCUAUUAAGGAAUAAUAUUUGGUCAAUCUUCUUUGGCGCUAACCUGUUUCUCCGUUCAUUACACAAAAGGCCUGCUUUUGAAAACAAUCUUUCUGAAGGUACAGAUGUGGCAGGUAUGCACAAAUAUUUUAGUACCAUUUUAUGCAAGAACGGAAACAAAAGUUUUUUUGUUCGUCCCAAUAUUUAAUUGGAUCCCUUUUUCGGUCCAAAUAUGGUAAGUCGAUAAACUGUUUUACCAUACUUGCUGCAGAAGUAAAUGGCGUCAUUUGAUGAGAGGCUUCUGUUAUUUUUUUGUCUAUGGGGCCUCAAAUUUCGUCAGAUUCGUCAUCACUAUGUCAUUUCAUUUAUGGUAGUUGUCACUUGCGGCUGAAGAAAUAACUGGUCCAUCAGUUGUGCAUAUAGAAAUAAUUUCCUUCAAUUCGUCUAUCACCCACAUUUGUGCACACAUCUCACAUCUUUUUCUUGAACCUUGGAUCUAAGAGUGUUGCUUUGGCUACCGUCCUGUUGAGUUCGUACACACCGAAACGUUUUUCGACCACAUCCAUUAAUUUUCUUUUCAAAAAGUUCCGGAAUCCGUUUUUAAAUUUUUUUUUUAGAGAUCGCGGUGCGUAAUCCUAACACUAAAGGUAUUACUGAUGAUAAAGUCGGAUACGCUUCUCCUGAUAAAAUAGAAGUAAUAUUUUCAAAGGGCUUUAGCAACAAAACAGCGUCUUCCACCAAAAGCCAUUCAUUAGAAUUUAAAUUGUUUGGAGGCGAGUCUAGAAGUCGUAUAGUGGCGGAUAGAGGAAUUUUUAAUUUUAAAAGCCGUUCCAGCAUAUAAAAUGUACUGUUCCACCUUGUGCGAACGUCUUGUUUCAGCUUUAACAUUUCUAGAUUCAUUUGUUUCUGCAUAUCUAUUAGAGUGUAACUUGAUUUGGUGCUGUGCUUGAAAUGGGUAACUAUAGUCCGGCAUUUAUUUAGUAAGUCGAAAAGAGGCUUGUUAUGAUCUUCUUCUACGUUCUCUAUCUUUGGUCUCAAUACAAUCUUUUACUGAAAGGUUGAUGGUAUGAGCAACACAGUAAUGAUUUCUUUUGAAUAAAAAAUCAUUAACCGCUUUUUUCAUAGACGCGGCAUUGUCCGUGACCACGGUAACAAUUUUUGAUUCUAUUUGCCAUUCAUUGAAAAUAUGGCGUAGGGCGCUUGCUAUAUUCUCCGCAGUGUGCGUUUUAUCAAUUUCGGCAGUGGCAAUAACAAGUGAUCUUAAAAUGUUUGAAUCAAUGAAAUGUGCGGUUACACUUAUAAAACUUUUAUUGCUGUCAGAAGUCCAAAUGUCGGAGGUAAUAGCUAUGUAUUCGAUAUUAAGUAAUUGUUUUUUGACUUCUCGAGAACAAAUUAAAUAUUUUUCCUCUAACAUUUGCACUAAAUUCUUACGGCUAGGGAUUACAUAGUCCGGGUUUAAGGUAUGAGUAAAUUUCCGGAACCCUUUAUUUUCUACUAAUUGUAAAGGCUGGUAGUCCAUUAUUAUCAUAUUUAGCAAAGCAUCAUCUCCCGAUUUUUGCUUUAAUUUGGCAGGGACAGCCAAUAUGGGCCUCAAGUCUAUUUUCAAAAAUUGUGUCAUUCCCACACGAUCCCAUUGUCAUUUUGCUAUAAGUUCGUAAUCUGUUAAUUCACAAUGGUCGAUCAUUGAUCAGUCAAUGGUCUCGUAAUGGAAUUGUAGUAGAAUGACAUUUUCGUAUUGCCAUUAUAUAAAACCAGUGUGGUAGAAAUUAUUUUCGAAAAACUACCACUAUAUUUGAAAAUUUAUUCAUGCCAGAUUUUACAUAUAUUAAUAUAAGUAAUCUGAAGUAGUAAAAAGUUUGAAUAUACCAAAAAACAUUAAAUAUACAUGUACAUAAAAAGACUUAGUAUUAUUUUCUCUUUGUCAGCUUGGCUGACAAAGUCAAAUGUGACAUUUACCUAUACCUACUUACUCUUUGAUGUGACAUUAUUUACAAACAUUGUUAAAUUUGUUAAUAACAAGUAGUAAUAACAAAGACAAACUGAAUGAAAAUGGUGCUGAUUGAACAAAUUUCGGCCCUUAUUGAUUUUUUGGAAAACCACCAAGACCUGGCGCUUGGCCACUGCAGCCGCACCAAUGAAGGGCGAAGUCUUAUGAGACGGUACUGGAUGGAGUGUGCCCAAAUUUUAAAUGCGGUGUCGGUGGACUGCCCUAAUAAAACGCCGGCAGAGUGGCGCUCAUUCUACAACGAAUAUAAAUACAAGCUUUUAAAAAAAAUUAAAUCACAGAAAAGUGAAUUGAGUGCUACAGGUGGUGGUCCUGCAAAAAAAAUUAUAUUGACCCCGCUCCAAGAGCGCUUAUAUAAUAUCUUAGGGCGAGAUGUAGGAGAGCCACUUCAAGGUGUCCGACAUAACCCACUCAGUCCAAUUAUCACAAUUCCUUUGGUGGAAGCUAGUCCUAGCAACCAUUUGAACAACUCCUGCUCCCUAUUACAAAAUUAUGAACACGAGCUUGUGGAAACUGUGGAACUUGUGGAAACUGUACAACAAGAAAUAAGCUUGGAUCAGGAAAGUGUUGCUGAGCCUUCCACCAGCAACCAGCCUCCGAAGCGACGCAAACGCCAAAAAUCAACACGGCGUAACGCAGCAGAAGAUACAGCAGACCAUGCAGCUCUUGAAGCUGCUCAAUCGAGGCUGGAGGCUAUAGAAGCGAGGAACGCCGAAGCCACUUUAAAAACUGCGGAGGCAAUCAAUAAUUUAGCUGCGGCCAUCAGCAGACAAAGCUCCACCACUGAAAAAGUGGUGGAACUUUUGGACCGCUUUGUGACGUCUGUGUCAAAAAAGAAACUCCGGAGGUUGUUAGCAUCAUCCGAUUCUGAGUCAGACUAGUUUCCAGAACUAUGCAAGAGUCUGUCAACAAGAGCUUGCUGUAGUGCCCGACCUUCAAGAAGGUCCCGGUUCACCCUUCGAUGAUCUUGGUCAUUUGGUGCUGCAUAAUUAUUUUCCUCCUUAAAUUAAAAGACUGAUUUGUUAUUUUAAUUAUAUUAUUAAAAAUGUUUGAUUUGUUA